Messenger RNA from Dacryopinax primogenitus, 2882 nucleotides. RefSeq lists its product as uncharacterized. The record is from RefSeq and is a predicted model, not a curated record. NCBI's taxonomy places the organism in Eukaryota, Fungi, Basidiomycota, Dacrymycetes, Dacrymycetales, Dacrymycetaceae. The transcript has 4 exons. Bases 403 to 2685 code for a protein of 760 amino acids.
GCUUUCGUGUCAGGCGCUGAGGAAGAAAGAAAGAAGCCAAUUACUGCAAACCUACAGCGCGUUGGCUUAUUCCUCUGGUCGGCGACCCUGUCAACUCUGUCUGACCUUGGUUCCCAGGCCUUUCUUUCUCCUUGGACGUCGCUCAUGGGAGGAUACUUAUUCCCAUCCACGUCCCGAUCUACCCAGAUCUCUCUUUCCCUUUCUCCCCUCCUCAGGCAAUUCUCUCUCACACUUGCUACUGUAUUCUGUCUUUUAUCGUCGCCAGCACCUCUUGUUUGCUCCAGCAGCUCGGAUCCAGCUUCGGUGUCGACGCGAACAUUACCUCGCCACAUUCCUGAGCUUCUGCGCCCGUGGCCUUCCCGCUGUCGUCGCAUUCGUCUGCCAGAAUUCCCGCGUACCGCCAUGGCGUCAACUUUCGGCCCUAAAGCGGCACUUCAUCCUUGUUCCACCCAGUUUGAUUCGAUCCACGUUUCCCGGCACACAUGGAUUCCUCAGUACCAGCAGCCAUCGAUAGAUUUAGCCCCUAUUGACGGGCCUCGCGCAACGAUAUCAGCCGGAACCUACCCUAAUCAACAACAGACGCUCGCCGCAAGUUCCCAUUUGCCCUUUGUCCAUGGUCACGCUGAAAUCCACUCUCCCCAAUACCCAUUUCCAACCUUUGCAAUUGGAAUGAACGCUCUGCCUCCUACGCUCUCUCCAAUGGUCUCCCCAAUAGUAUCCAGGCCGUGGCCUUCGCAAGUCUUUGCUCCAAACGAUACCGCGGCACCAGCGGAUGUUUGUAUGUCGCCCGCCUCCUCGCACAGCUCGGUGAGGGCGUCGAGCACCCCUCCUUCUUUCAGUGAUCUCGACGAUGCGGAUAAAGAGCCAUACAUACAAUUUCACGCUGCAUUCGUUGCGUAUGACAAGCAAAAACAGGAAAAGCUAGGCCCGCGCGUUGUACCUUUCCCCGAUGAGUCACGACAAAGAUUGAAGGAACUGGCGACUGAUGCGUUGUUCACACUCAACAUCGAAGAUCUCUCCCCCUUUUCGCCUAACGGAGAUGAACACUCUUUCAAUCUCCCAAGCGUGCCACCCGUCUCUGCUGCAACUUUCGCUGCUGCCCUCCCGGAGUAUCCGAUCGUUCAAGAAGAUACCUAUCCUCCUCAGCCGGCACAGCAGGAGGUUCAUACCCGCAUCGAUGUGCCGAUGACCAUCUGCGAGUACCGGCAAGCGCCAGUCUCGCCGCUCCAACCUGACCCGACUUUCUUCCGCAUCCCACCUACUGCUCAACCGGCUCAACAUCACGCAUCUUCCCCGAUCUUUCAAGCCCAUGAUCCCGAAUCUGUUCAAUACUCGCAUCAUGUUUCAUUCAUGGUGAACAACCCGCGAAAUGAUGUUGGAUUCAUCUCCUCUUACCCUGUCGUCUCACAGCUGCCCGCGCUUCCUCGGCGGCCAUUCACAGCAGGCGCGGCCCUUUCACAGUCCCCUCCCCUUGCGACCAACGCGCCGCAUUCCUUGCUACCCUCGCCGGUCGACCCAUGUCCCCCUCGACCCACGACCGCCCCAUCUUCCCUUCCCUACGAGUUCAAAAUACCCGCUGCUCCGGUACAAGAAGGGCUAGCGCCAGCCAAUUUCCUGCCAGAUUUCGACCUAUCUUCUCCACCUCGUGCCGAAAUUGGUCUUUCGGCUGCGUCCCACCACUCCGCUUGUACGGUUGGUGCAACCGUAUCACCUAUAUCGAGACCAACUAGCCCUUGGCCAAGCCAACAGCCCAGGAAUCGCAAAUCCUACACUACAAGUGCGAAGGCGGGCGCCAUCAAGUCGGAAGUUGUCGCUGGGAAAAAGCCUCGCGGGAGGAAGAAAAAAGAGGAGAAACCGGAACCCGAGAAGGGCAAGAAGGUCAACGAAGAUGCAGCACCACGGCGGCCAGAAAUCAAAGCUCCAAAACGGCCAGCUUCUGCCUGGCAGCUCUUUUUCCAGCACUGGGUCAAGCAGCAUAUGGGCGUGCCGAGAAAAUACGAUGGUGAGGAUGCCGAUCGGAUGUCGGUGCAUCACGAAGCGAAGCUAGCUUCUGACAUGUAUCACGAUAUUCCGGAAGACGAAAAAGAGGCGUGGGAGGAAAGGGCUAAGGAGGAGAAGAGAAAGUAUGAUAAAGCCCUUGCUGCGUGGGAAAGAACACUGCGGCCAGAACUCAUCAAAGCGGAGAAUCAGUUCCGUGCUCACUCCAGGCGGCACGGUUACAAUGGGAAGAAAUUCUCCAAGACUAACAUGAAGAAUCCCAACAUCCCCCCGAAACCUCUGAGCGCCUUCUUCCUGUACUCAAAGGAAAUCAAAGACACUCCGGAACUCACUCAGAGGAUUUUUGGCUCUGAAACAGAGGCGAAGGCGCGUGCCAAAUUGGCUGCUGCUAGUUGGCGGGCCAUGACUCCGGCGGAGAAACAGAUAUAUCUUGACAAGGCGGCGGAGAAUAAGGCAGUAUGGGAUGAGACACGGGGUGUCUACGAAGAAAUGACAAAGGAACUUCCUGACGGUGUCGAAAUGCCGCCCUUCCCCACCUUGCAGGAGGCACGUGAGUGGAUGCAGAGGAGGACCGCACGACUGUCUGCCACAGUCCGCACAACCGCACAGGUGGUACACUCUCAGGGCGGAAACCAGCCCAUUGCAGCCGAGUCAGCCAAGCCUCGUUCAUCUCCGAUAAAGGCUUGAGUUGUUCGGUUACUGACUCGAGUCUCAUACAUUUUUUGGUUGGUUCAUUGGCCUUUGCUUUUCUUUUCGGUGACAUAUCAAUUUGUUGUAUUCCUUGACCAUUUUUUCUGUUUGUGCCUGAUUGUGACGACUGCAUAGCUACCGAAAUCUGUAGCGCCAUCAAUAUUGGAAAUAUCAAAUGAAAGUAGAAUUUCAAG